Molecule: messenger RNA, 896 nt
Organism: Ostrea edulis (European flat oyster)
Lineage: Eukaryota; Metazoa; Mollusca; Bivalvia; Ostreida; Ostreidae
Product: thyrostimulin beta-5 subunit-like
Exons: 3
Coding region: 89-484 (131 amino acids)
Biological process (GO): G protein-coupled receptor signaling pathway
Cellular component (GO): extracellular region; cytoplasm
Molecular function (GO): hormone activity
Source: RefSeq, a predicted model, not a curated record
CGUAAAUCACGUUGGAUGGAAGCAGCACAAGGUGUCUCUUAAUAAUCAGUUCCGAAGCACUGAGAAACCAUCCAUUCUGAAUUCCACCAUGAGACCGCAGUUAAUUUUGGUGCUAGCAUUUUUCGCAGUCGUUUCUGCCGUAGACCUAGACAGAGUCACAUCGUGUUUGGUUAGAGAAUACAAUUUUCUUGCACAGAAACCUUACCUUACACCUAGUGGAGAGAUUUUAGAGUGUUCGGGCUACAUUACAGUCAAUUCAUGCUGGGGACGGUGUGACUCUAGCGAGAUAGCAGAUUACAAAAUACCAUUCAAGAUUAGCAACCACCCCGUGUGUACGUACGCUCGAGUCCAGAAGCGACGCGUGCGCAUUCCAAACUGUCACCCCAAACAUCCGGACCCAUAUUAUGUCGUGUACGACGCCUUGGUGUGUUCGUGUCGCUAUUGCAAUUCUAAGUAUACUAGUUGUGAAACUCUCGCUGGAUAAUCUUAUCGACGCUUCAAAAUUUCAUCAGAAUCGCUUGUCCAAACAAGGAUUAAGGAACACCCUAUUGACUCAUUUUCAGUGAUAACAUGUCGCUUGAUCCGACAAAGCGUCAUCAGGAGUGUACAGAAAUGCUUGUCCGUCCAAACAUUUUCAUUUAGUCCUAUCGUGGGAAAAACUUGUAUACGACUAGAUGCGAAAAGAUAUUCUUCGCAGAUAAAAAAAAAAAGCUGUGCAAUUUAUUUAUUGACUUUUUUUAUGUGUAUUUAAAAACAGUUUAAUCUGAUAUUUGAUUUGGGAAAAUAAGGCAUCCAUGGUAGAUUAAAAUCAGUGUAAUUCAUUUAUGGACUUGAAACAUGUUUGAAAACUUUGUUAUUUGAAUCGAUUAUCAUGAUGAAUAAAUAUUGAGUUCUGA